GCAACCCCCAAGCAAGCAAGCUCCUCCCGCAACAAAUAAUGUUGUCUGCCCGAAACACAAAGCCCCACAUGCAUGCUCUUUGUGAAUGAAAUCAAGAGCAUCUCGCGCAUGCUGUCCCACCAGAUACUGCGCGCCGAUGCGCCGUCGGCUGUGUGUUUUAUUGCAUCGAAGCAUAACAACAGCUACUACUGGCAAUGUGUAUGCGUUGGAGCCGCGUUCUCUCGCCUUCGUUUUCGCCCAAUUCUCAAGAGCAUCAUCUCGUGUAUCGUGAAACAAACCAAAUGGUGAAUCACUUCGAUUCAUGGCACACCACCCUACUCCGUGCAACGCGACGCAAGAGCUUCUUGAACAACGCGGUUCUGGCGUUUGUUGAAGCGACAGCGCAGAAUUUUGAGCCCAGCCCAGGGCUGGCUAUAGUUCCACUUGGGCUCUCGAAUGGAAAGCAGGAAGGCAGGCAGCGAGGAACAACAAAAUACACAUCUGCAUUCCGGGUGUUUGCGUUCAUUUUGCCGGUAGUGUUCCUUUCAACCCCUGUCCACCACCUCACAUCAUCAUACUCCCCCCCCCCCCCUCUUCCAUCCCGGUUGAUGGUUCGGACGCACGCGUUUCAGUUCAUUUGCUCAGCUGCCCCCGCCGCUGAAGGCUUCCAUCAGUGCGCCCCAAUCCAUGCGCACCAUACCACUCCAUGCGCGCCGCGCUUCGCGCUGCUUGUGGGUAAGCGCAUCUGUUCUGAACAUUUCUCCACCAACGGUUUGCAACGGCGUUUGUUUGGGUGGUGGUUUCGCGCUAGCGGUUAGCGGUGGUAGUGUUCUUUGCCACACACUAGAUCACCCCACCUCAUCCCUCUUUGAGGACUUAUCUUCCAGUCAGAACGCGCGCAUAUUGCCGAAGGGAUGUCCGCUUAAUCUCGCGCGCAUCGCACACUCUCCUCGCGCGUCUCGUCGCGCUGCUCAGUCCGUCAGUGGUGCACGCCGGGUUGCGAUCGUACGCUGUUAUUGGUCUACGGUUUGAGUCUUCAGCGAACCACAUCUCUAACGGGUGUGCCUGCCUGUGCGUCUUCGGAGGCGUUCUGUUGUGUUCAUAUUUAUCACUCUCACUUUCGUUCCUCCCUCUGUCUGUACUCUCCCGGGGAUGCUGUACGCGGGCCUGGUGCAGUUCGCGCUGGAUGAUCGUGGUGAUCGUGUGUGACGUCGACGUGAUCUUGAAGCAGCCGCAGCAGGCUGGAAAGCCGUAGUGUUGUACUAUCAAAAAUUCGGUUCGCUUUUCGACGCCAAAACACGGUUUCGGUGUCGAUGAUUGCGUGCACGCUUUGCACAUUGCUCGUUAAUACACCGAUUUUGAACCGCGCUCAAUCAAUUACGCGCACGCACGAAAAAUAGGCCGUCGACGCUUCCGGAGUGAUCGCAUUGCGUUUGUGAGGUUUUGCGCUGUGCAUUUGUGCUUUGUUGGGCAUCAUCUUAGUGCGUGAGUGUGUUUUUUGAGUGAAAAAGAGGAAUCAUUAUGCUGCAGCAAAUACAUGAGCUGCCUGUACAAACGUUAUGAUACACGAGCCUGGAGAGAAAAUACAAAUAUUCUACUGAUCCCUUAAGACAGAAGUACCGAAUCCAGUUACGGUGUAGCGUUGAUCAGGCAAAUCAUGAGCAACUACACGGCCGACCAUCUCGGCCGCAGCCCCGAAGAGGAUGGGGUUUUCUGCUCCAGUGAAAUAUCGAUCGUGGCCGCAUCGAGCGCUACCUUUAUCGCGGUACUUGGAACAAUCGGAAAUGUGACCACGCUGCUAGCGCUCGGCCGGAACCGAGCCGUGCGACAACGGCGCCGUCAACCGACCACCGCGUUCGUCAUGUCGUUAGCCACCGCGGAUCUCCUGUUCUGUGUCGCCGUCAUGCCGCUCAUGGCACUUCGAUACGGCCGCCGAAGAUGGCCCUUUGUCAGCGACAGCUUAUGGUGCCGACUGUUUCCAGUGGCACUGUACGGGACGGUUGCCACCUCCGUGUUGAGCUUGGUGGCCCUGACCGUCAACCGGUAUGUGCUGAUAGUACAUCCCGCCUGGUACGGGGCAGUCUAUCGAACGGCCGGUAUGGUGCCGCUUCAGCUGGCCAUUUGUUGGGCCAUUCCGUACGGUUUAAUGGCUUUGCCACUGUUUGAACUGUGGGGUCGGCUAGGGUUCGAUCGUCGAACGUUCUCUUGUACGGUGUUACCCUCGAUCACUUCGACCGGGAAGUUUUCUGCCAGCCCGAAGAAGUUCAUUUUCAUCGUGGGAUUCGCUCUACCAUUCUGUGCCAUCGUUCUCUGCUACACGGCCAUCAUCGGUGCAGUGCGCAGGCAGCGUCGCCAUAUGCAGCGGUAUGCGGCCAAACCAGUGGCUGCAACAUCGGUUGCUUCCACGCCUGGUAGCAUUGCCGCACCGAGCAACGACGAUGAUGAGCGGCAUCUGACGCGAACAACGGCCGCUAUAUUCGGGUGCUUCAUGCUUUGCUUUCUGCCACUUACGAUCGCCAAUGUGCUGCUGGAGGAUGCCGAAUCGGUGGGUGAGGCGGGUGAUGUGCAUGUGCUGGCAUCGAUUCUCACUUGGCACUCGGCCGUACUUAAUCCCUUCAUCUAUGCGCUGGGGAGUCGCCAUUACCGAAACGCUUACUGGGCUGUCUUACGCUGUGCAGAUUGCAAGAGUACUAAAUCCCAACGAAGAAUAACAUUUAGUAGACAUCAAUCACCUACGACGCCAUGUGCAACUAAAUCCACUAAGAUGGGAAGCUGCACUGCUGAGAACACCGGAAGUGGAACACAAAAUAAUUCGGACGUAUAACGAACGCCAACUCUUAUCUAAAGAGCUAGAUCCCAUGCCAUAUGUAGAUUAAAUAAAACUGAUACUUUAAUUUUUAUAAUGUUGUCUUUGUUUGUUGUUGUUUGUUGAGUUGCGUUGCUUUCUGAAUUCAAACAGCUGGCUCGGUGACUGAUUUCCUUGAAACAGGAUCUUAGAAAGAGAAGACUUUGCAUUUUCCUACUAUGCUACACAUCUAUUGGAUAUUAAUAAUUUAGAUUUCAGAAAGUUUAAAGAGGCAAAAUAAGCCAAAUAAGACAAAGAACAACAGCACUACACAAUGCAAUGCCGGUGUGCCCAUACACUAACCAAUCUAUAUCCAUCUCCAUCCAUGAUCCAUGGCCAGGGAGCAAGUUUCUUGGUAUUAUUGGACAUGUUCACGAAUUGAUCUACAACUUAUCUUAGUCGAAGAUCAGCUGCAUCAGACAGUGGCGGAUUUAACGGUACGCGGACUGAGCGGCCGCGGGGGUCCCCGUCAAUUUUGGGGGCCCCGUGGAUGAUAAUUCCAGCAUAUCUGGAGUAAGGCAGAUGUUAUGGAAAUAAGAUAGGAAUUAUGUGUUGAAUAGCUAAAUAAAAUAAUAAAUUAUUAAUUAAUCAAUGAAUAAAUACAUUAACUAACCGAAACACAGUUUAGGAGCCAAGUAGUCGAUCCAUCUCGAGUACCCCCAACACCCCUCGCCCCCGCCCAAGGUGGAUUAAAAAUAUCAGGUGGUGGAUUAGGGCCUUUGGGGGGUCGCCAUAGUUGAGGGACUUUACGUCAUUUUAGAACCGUUGACCAUUGGUUUCCGCACACAAAGCUUAGCAAAUAUAACAGAUUUCUUUGUUAUUAUGUGCAUUUUAGUGUGUCUAUUGAUUUUAUCGAAAAAACGUAAUAUAUUAACAAAAGAUUUGAUGAUUUGUUUAUGCACGAAAUUUAAAAUCAUGCUAGCAUGAGUUCUAAUCUCAAGUAAAUUGUCCAUGCGGCUCGUAGAUAAUGAGGAAUUAAUGUAAAAAUUGAAAAAAAAAUGAUUUCUUAAUUUUUAUCAUCAAAAAUGUCGAAAACACAAAGAAUUCUAGAAUAAAUUCACAGAAUAACACAAAAUAACACACUUUAAUGUAUGUUUCAAUGUAAAAUAAGCACUCACAAAGUCCAAAAUAUAUUUUUAAAGAAUAUUUAUUCGAAAAAAUGGGGUAGAUAAAUUAUAUGAACAAAUUUAAUUAAUGUAAACAAAGUUUGAAUCCUGGGGACCUUACGUCAAGUGACGAAUUGUCAAAAUGCACUACCCAGGUGACAACUGUUCUACAUUUUUAGCUUAAACUCCUCGUGAACAGCUCGAUUCAACCCAUUGCCUCAUAUAAACGCUUGAAAACAUGGAUGUGUGAGUGAACUACGAUGUGUUGAAGCGUUGAAGUUUAUGUCAGAACUUCGGUAAAAGCCAGGCAAACAGGAAGCUUGCAGUUUCGUCCUCGGUGAUAAACAACCAAAACACUGAGUAAGAAGAAUUAAACGAUCUAUCUAGGAGUAUCAGAAUAGCGGGGAAAUGAAUGUACCAACAAAUCAACGUGAAAGAGUGUUUUUUAAUAAACUUUUUGUUUCAUACGGA
Messenger RNA from Anopheles coluzzii, 4401 nucleotides. Its product is annotated as protein trapped in endoderm-1-like. Gene Ontology annotation, biological process: G protein-coupled receptor signaling pathway. The transcript has 4 exons. Gene Ontology annotation, molecular function: G protein-coupled receptor activity. The record is from RefSeq and is a predicted model, not a curated record. The coding region runs from base 1637 to 2803 and encodes 388 amino acids. Lineage: Eukaryota; Metazoa; Arthropoda; Insecta; Diptera; Culicidae. Gene Ontology annotation, cellular component: membrane.